UCCACCGAGGAGAGAAUCGUUUGCACGAGCCACAGAACGGGCAUCAGGCCUCGCGGGCAUCCUACGGCCCAAAGGACAAGACAGGCCCAGUGGCCCAAGAAAAUCAUACGCCAGCAAGCAUUAAUGACGUAAUAAUCAUAUUCGGAAAGUCCGUAGGAUUUAAGGCGAGAUUUUCCCCAUUCCUGUUCUUCUUCCUCCGAAACCCUAAUCCCCAAAUCGCCGAAUCGAAACCCAGCCCGGCGGCGCGGAACCCACCCUUCCAUCGACAGGCAUGGCGAUCGCUCGCACCGGCGUGUAUGUGGACGACUACUUGGAGUGUGAGUUUGCUGGCUUUGAUUUUGUUUUCUCCUCGUUCGACAUGUUCUUAGACUAUUUGCUCUUACCGUCUUCGCUUCGUGUCUCAGAUUCGAGCACCCUGGCCGGCGAUCUGCAGAGGAUUCUCUCCACCAUGCACGAGCUUGACGAGAGGGCUGAUGGCAUUAUGGGCCAGACAAAAGGACAGAUCAAGCAUCUCCUCGGAGUGCCAUCCCACGGGGUUGACAGGCCAAACAUGGUGGGCGAUGAUGAGGCUGCCUUGGAGAGGAUGAAGAGGGAUAUUGAAAGUAGCCAGGACAAUGCGUUAAGUCUCUGCACCGAAAAAGUUUUGCUCGCACGCCAAGCUUAUGACCUGAUAGAGAGCCAUAUCAAACGCCUUGAUGAAGACCUAGGCCAGUUUGCAGAAGAUUUAAAGCAAGAAGGAAAAAUACCUCCAGAUGAACCACAUAUCCUUCCUCCAAUGCCAGUUGGUGGAAGGGAUGACAAACGAAGGCAUAUUCUUGGUACUCCCCAAGCAACAAAGAAGUUCAGAGAGAGGGAAUGGGAAAGGGGUAUGGACUUUGACUUGAUGCCCCCUCCAGGCAGCAGCAAGAAAACAGCUACAUCAAUGGAUGCCGAUCAAAUGAUUGAUCCGAAUGAACCAACAUAUUGUGUAUGCCACCAGGUUUCAUAUGGUGAUAUGAUUGCUUGUGACAACGAGAAUUGUGAAGGAGGAGAAUGGUUCCACUAUUCGUGUGUUGGUCUGACACCAGAAACGAGAUUCAAAGGGAAAUGGUUUUGCCCAACUUGCAGGAAUCUUCAGUGAGAGGUUCUCCUAAGUUGGUAACUGUGUUAUGGCAACAAAUGGCUCCAAUGAUCACAAGGGGGAUGGUUUUACCCCAUCAUGCAGGAUUCUUCAGCAUGAAGUUCCUGAAGUUUGUGAUAGGAUACCAAAUGGUUACAUGGUGCUACUUAAAAAAACAUUCUGGCUUUUUCCUUCAACUCGAAUUGCUUAUCAGCUGUGUUUGUACUGGAAACUGGGGAGAACAUAACGGUUCCGCAAACGGUGGAAACUCUUGUAGUUAUGACAUGUUUUGUUAUGUUGUGUUUCUUCCUUGCCGCUGCAUUUACUUGUAUGUUGACGCUUGUUGUGUCUGAAUUUUAUUGUGUGCUGGGAACCUAGCAUCCAUUUA
This is a messenger RNA of Brachypodium distachyon (stiff brome), 1487 nucleotides long. Its product is annotated as PHD finger protein ING2. Bases 272 to 1120 code for a protein of 282 amino acids. The record is from RefSeq and is a predicted model, not a curated record. Gene Ontology annotation, cellular component: nucleus. Lineage: Eukaryota; Viridiplantae; Streptophyta; Magnoliopsida; Poales; Poaceae. The transcript has 7 exons.